This is a messenger RNA of Trichomycterus rosablanca, 3547 nucleotides long. RefSeq names its product glutamine-rich protein 2. The record is from RefSeq and is a predicted model, not a curated record. The transcript is spliced from 17 exons. NCBI's taxonomy places the organism in Eukaryota, Metazoa, Chordata, Actinopteri, Siluriformes, Trichomycteridae. Bases 327 to 3014 code for a protein of 895 amino acids.
UCGGACGCCAAACGUGUGUAAGGACCGAGAGGAGUUCGGUGUUUGGCGGAGCGGGUUUGAGGGUUAAAGCGGCUGUCUGUCCUCUCAGGUCGGUACCUGUGACAGGUGAUAUGGGAAAAUCUUAUCACUUCUUACAGAAAUACAAACCUGCAAACGCUGGAGUUAAAAGCAAACAGCGGUGACUCGAUACACACCUCCUCUGAGUAUGUAGCAUCAUAUUGUGCUUUUGUUACAAACCGUUUGCCGGCUCUAAAGGUUGUAUUUUGAUUUAACAAAUGGUAAACAUCAUUCAUCAGCAGGUGAUUUAAUACACAGUUUGUGCGACCAUGUCGGCUGACAUAACUUUAUAUGAGCUGUUGAACGCGUCCAUCGGCAGCCCUGAAGCCGGAGCGGUGAACUUUACUGCGCUGCGGGCGCUGUUACACGCUCUCCUGCGGCACCUCAACAUCCAGAGCCUGACCGCUCCGUGGAAGGAAGCGGACGCUGACCAAGAUGCCCAGUCGUCAAGAUCAGGCUGGAAAAACUUAGCGCAGGACAGACCGAACAUGUUUCAGUGCAUGGAGGAUAAACUGAGCCACAUUGAGCGGCAGAUAGCCGCGCUGGAGCGACUGCCGAGCGGCGCAGAGCUGCUGAGCCACACCGCCACUGGAACCAGCAAAACUCCAGUCAACGACAUGUGGCAGCUCAUACAGCUCCGGGCAAAAGUGGAGGCCAGCGAGGACGGAGUGGCCAAGUGUAUGAAUCUUAUACAAGACUUGAUGGGGGAGAUUCAUGAGCUUCAGGAAGUAAAGUGCAACCUGAAGAAUGAAGUGGAGACCCUUCAAAAUCAACUCAAACAGAUGGAUGUGGAUCAGAUGGCAAAUAAAGUAAAUUUUCUGGAGCAAUACUUUCACCAGGUGGAGGAACUUAAGACUGCCAUGACCGAGCUGAAGGAGAAAGUGGCACCAUACCCUCAGCCUGAAGAGUUUUCUGGGUGCGUCACGUGGGAAGUCAUGCAAGCCGCUCUUGUCAAUGAAAGACAAAACAUAAAAAAGGAAGUGGAGGACAGGAUCACACAAUCCUUAGAUAUCAAUUCAGAAAGCAACGUCCCUUUGAAUACAAGAGACUCUUCAACAGCUGAUCCACUUUGCAUGGCAGACUCUCAAGAGGGCUUUUUGCCACAGCAUGGUCCCCAGAGCUCUGUAUCGGAUGGAGCUCUUCCUCUGCUGGCUGGCCGGGGUCUUUCCUGGAUCAGCAGGGGGGCAGAACGCUACCCAGAGACAGUGGAGGCUCUAAGGGACAUGGGAAAACUGCAGGAGAAGCAUGAAAGUCUGGAGGCCCGUGUGGAGCUCCUGGAGGGAAGAAAGGCGGACGUGGAUGAAGUGCACCGGCUUGGCAACUUGCUGACUGUUUUGGAAGAGAGGGAUGACCCUAAAAAUGUCCUGGAAGAAGUGAAUCGUCUAAAGACUUUAGUGGACACGGAAAUGGCAAAUAUAAAGAAGGUAUCCGAGUUGGAACAUUUGGUCAUGGACUUAGUGAAGAUGUCAGAAAGUGCAGAAUUAGAUGAUGAACUAGCUGAGUCUAAGUCAACAAGCAAACAGGAUAAAGACAGCAUCAGUAGGCAAAAGCAGAAGGACCAGCUCCACCUGCAGCUAGCUUACCUCAGGAAUGCUGUUCAGAAGCUGAAUGAGGAGAUGCAAAAUCUGAAGGAAGAAUUUAAAUCUCUGAGCUUGGAACAGAAGAGCAGUUCUGAAAAGCAGAUCCAGGAUCAGCUGGACUGUCUCCGGUCCAUGCUGGAAGGCAUGAUAGGAUCAUCCUCUAUGCCAUCAAUGAGCAGGCAACAAGAGUCAGCUGAGCUAGCUCAGGGUCAUGUAGAUCAGACUGGUCAGGAUGAAGGUCAGGAAUGCCCAGCAGUUCUAGCUGGUCAGAAAGGUCAUGUUGGGCAGACAUGCCCCUCUAAUAUGGUAGAUAUGGUGGACCAGCGGAGUGAACACUAUGAAGAUCAGCAGAGCAUGGUCACUGCUUUUAUAACAAAGCAGACUAUUGCCAGGACAGUCCAAAGCACUGACAUAAACUCCAAGUUAACAACCGAUGUGCAGGAUACCAUCUUGCAGCUCCAGGCAAAGUGUGAGAACCUGCAUGGCAUAGCUACCCACCUGAUGGAUGAUCAGAACCAGAAACAGAGUCACAUUGAGCACCUGUACAAGGCUGUAGAGAAGCUGGAUGAGAAGAAGGCAGACAGGGAGGUGGUGGAAAUGGAAAUAAGCAUUAAAGCAGACAAGCAGGCACUAGAGACCAAGGUGAGCUGCAACCAGUUCGAUACCCUGACAGACCAACUAAAUGGAAUGUUCCAGGAGCUCCUUAGCAAGAUCACAGGCCAAGAGCAGGACUGGCAUAAAGUCAUAGAGAGGAUCUCCACAGAGAUGGACUGCAAGCUGAACCGCAUCGAGCUGGAUCCUCUAAAGAAGCAGCUGGAGGAUCGCUGGAGGAGCAUUCACAAGCAACUACAAGCCCAACCCGCCCCUGAACACAAUGAUGCUGCUGGGUUUAGAAAACAGCUUGUGGCAAGGUUUCACUGCAUCUCCUGUAACCGUCCCAUUGACAUGAUAACUCCAGGACCAAACUUGCUACUGGUGCCUUCACCUCCUCGAUUACCGUCUCACAAGUCCAACAGGCCUUACACGACCUAUGAGCUGGAUCAAGUUCGUCAGUACAGCCGGAGUGAGCGGAUCCCAGAGAUGGCCAAUUAUAGUGACCUGGCCAUGUCGCGCAACUGUGGUGGCAGUCAUACCGCCGCCUAUGCCAAUCGACGCUAUAACAAUUCAAAACACAUCACCCAUCUGAUCCCAGCUGAGGAAAACAGCCUGGAAAUGCCUAUCUCUACUUUGCAAAUUCAGCCUGAAGAGGUGGACAUUCUGGGUCUGGAUGGACACAUCUACAAGGGACGAGUUAACAACAGGGCCUUAAAGACCAAGGAAUCCAGACUGCCCAUUAUCUCCUCCAAAGAAGGCAGGACCUCCAUAUCUCCAAUAUAAGCACCAUAUAGACUAACCCUUUCAUGAUCUGAUAGCCAGCACUUAAAUUCAGUCUGUCAGCUGCAGGCGAGUGUUAUUAUAUUUAUAAUUUACAACAUCCUUGUUGGGCUUGUGAUUUUUUUUAUUUUGUAUUUUCCCCUUAUUUUCUCUCAAUCUAGUCAUGUCCAAUUCCAAAGUGAAAUUCAUGUGACCCUGACCAUGCCUGACCAGCCCUGGAUGCCACCCCAGCGGUAGUAGGCUAGGAUAAUUUAUCGCUGUGCAAAACAGAUAAAUUAAAAUGACCAAAGAAAGCACACAUACUGCAUAUUCUUUUCAAGCAAUUUUAUUUGUGGAAAAAACACCUUCAUAUUGGCACCCUCUAUUAACAGCUAGCUUUUUUUAUUUAAACAUUUGAUUCUUCAAAGUUUACAGAAGUUGAAACAGCUUCGAGCAGACAAAAAUGAUUCCUCACACCUUACUUUUGCACAUGCCCAACUUGUUUUAUUUUUCCAAUAUGUUAAAUUUAGCAAAUAAACAGUAAUUGUGCAUUAAAA